Vicia villosa (hairy vetch) is the source of this 1681-nucleotide messenger RNA. RefSeq lists its product as uncharacterized. The record is from RefSeq and is a predicted model, not a curated record. Gene Ontology annotation, molecular function: aspartic-type endopeptidase activity. The annotation marks the transcript as partial. The transcript is spliced from 2 exons. NCBI's taxonomy places the organism in Eukaryota, Viridiplantae, Streptophyta, Magnoliopsida, Fabales, Fabaceae. Gene Ontology annotation, biological process: proteolysis.
AUGACAUACCCACCUCAACAAAGCAGAUUCCAAGGUCCUCCAAGGAAAUUCGACCCUUUGCCCACCUCCAGAAGCGAAAUACUGAAAUAUCUGUUAAAUGAGCAACUAGUGGAACUCAGACCUAUGCCACCCCCAAUUCCCGGAAAAGCUGCACCCAAUUUCAGGGCUAAUGAAAGGUGUGAAUUUCACGCCAACUCUCCUGGACAUACAUUGGAAAAGUGUUGGGCUUUUAGGCACAAGGUUCAAGACCUAAUAGAAUCAGGGACUAUUGCUUUUGACAAACCUAACGUAAAGACAAACCCUAUGCCUCGCCAUGAUGGCACAGUCAACGCAAUAGAGGUAGUCACUGAGCAAGAGUUUGUUCAACAACGGAGCUCCCCCAUAUAUGCCCUUAAGAGGUAUCUACUUGCAAAGGGGUUCAUCCUCGAACAUAACGAAGCCUUUAAGACAGCCCUGCAAAGAAUGGUAGAUCAAGGGGUAGUUCGGUUUAAGGAAUAUCCUGGGGAAGAGUAUGUGGCUAUGCUAGACAGGAAUGAACCAUUGAUGAUACCUAGGCAAGGGGCAAGGAAGACAUUAAUCAUCCCUUGCGCCAAAGCACCAUUGCUGAUACCCACACCAGUCCACACUAGGAUCAUCCCGGUCAGAGACCAAUACCCUAUGGACAAAAUGAAAGCAGUCCCUUGGGAAUAUGAGUCUAAUACUAAUACCGACGUCACAAACAUCGUUGGGCCUGGGGGCAUGACUCGUAGUGGUCGCAUAUUCAAUACUGCAAAACCAAAUGAGAACCUGGCACAAGCAAGUGAUCAAACUACUGUGGUCCCUACUGAAAAAAGCACAUCCAAAGACAAAGAGACCACUAACAAAGAUGCUGAAGAGUUCUUGGAAUUGAUCAAGAAAAGUGAUUAUAAGGUGGUGGACCAGUUGCACCAAACUCCUGAACACGAGUUUCCCUCACAAGGGAAAGAGCAUAACAAAGCCCUGCAUAUCUCCAUACAAUGUGGGAAAGCUCAUAUGUCUAGAGUACUGAUCGACACAGGGUCAUCAUUAAAUGUGAUGCCAAAGGCCACCUUAGACAAGAUAGAUUUGGAAGGACUGGUAAUAAGACCAAGCCGUCUGGUGGUCAAGGCCUUCGAUGGGUCGCAAAGCCCGGUGUUCGGAGAGGUGGACCUCCCUGUGGUAAUAGGCCCCCAUAUAUUCUGCAUCAAUUUCCAAGUAAUGGAGAUUGAACCUGCGUAUACCUGCUUAUUGGGACGUCCUUGGAUCCAUGCUGCUGGGGCAGUUACCUCUACUUUGCAUCAAAAGGUAAAAUUUGUGGAUGGAAACUCUAUAGUAACCGUCAAUGGGGAGGAGGACAUAUUUGUCAGCAAUCUAGACUCAUACCGAUACAUUGAGGCUGGAGAAAAAGCGUUGGAAACCUCUUUCCAAGCACUAGAGAUAGCAACUGCUGUCACACUACCGGUAGAGAAGAUACGAAGGGCGGUGACAUCCUGGAGAGACCUGCAAGACCUGAAGAUGGAAGGCUGGGGCACAGUGCCAGAAGUUCAAGAGAAGAAGGAUCGUUUGGGGUUAGGAUACCAACCAACAAAGAAGGCUGCAAAGAAAGAGCAACAAUUCCCUCCGAUUGCGCAAACUUUUGUCACAGGCGGAUAUGAGCAUGUAUCCAUGAUAUCUAGUAUGGAGG